CCUCCAUCUAAACCAACACAUCUAUCUGCAAAGCCCAAGCCGCCAGUUCCCAAAAAACUGUCAAACUCAGAGGUGGCUGAAGCUAUCGGCUCCAAACAGAAGCCACCAGUUCCUGCAAAGAAGCCUUCUGUGGGUUCAGUGUCCUCCCCUUCCAGCCAUAUACAGGAAUUGCAGUCAAAGUUGAGUGGUAUGCAUUUCAAUAACUGACGAGUCACUUUUCUACAUAUAUUCAUUUUGGUUCGUCCCAGCCACUUUCUGCGAGUGAGUAUGGAGUGUUCGGUAGACGAUCACACCAGCCAUCUCCAGAGCUCUAUAAAUUGGCGCCCUUCAGACCACAUGGUAGCAACUAUGGAUAAAUCAGAACUUGAAUACCAACCCAAAAAAAUCAGGGCUUACGCAGUCAGAAUUCUAAAGGAGCUCACCAAAAAGAAAACCCGGCCUAUGCUCAUGUGCUUCCGCAACUGGGAGAUGAGAGUGGGGCUCGGUGGGCCCGACAAUGAAGAUGAGUCUGAUGACCAAACCCGCGUCCUAGUUUUCAACGAUAAGUACAUUUCUUUCUUGAUUCCGUGGAUGAUGUCGUUCUGCUGGUACGUGGAUGAAAUCAUGGAGGAACUUGCCGAUCUCAGAGACCUCAACACUGUCUGCAAUGGAAAACUCACUCUUGGUCCUGUUUUCACGGUUGAGGAGCUUGUCAAGAUCGAUAUGAUUUUCAGACUCUUCACCACCGUCGUUCCUAAACAAUAUUUGGAGUCGAAAUCGCAUCACUCCAAAGUGACCGAGACUAAUAGAGUGGAGGGUGCCAAAUCGACCGCUGCUUUGAAACCAGCUAUAGAAGCUCCAAAGCCCGUUGAAAUUACCGAGUGUGUUGAAGCUCCAGAAUGUAUUGAAAAUCCAGAGCCUACUAAAGUUGACAAAUCUGCCGUCUCCAAGUCUAAGUGCCAUGCCCAGCCUGCUUCUUUCAGGAUACUUGACGCAUCGAACUCGGUGAACCCCGCCAAACCUUCUAUGUCGUCCAAUCCCUCUGCUCCACCUUUACCAAAAGACAUCCCCGAAUCACCGAGCUUCGACUAUGAGCCUUCUAAUGCGGUCGCUCAAAAGCCAGUUCAACCAGCAGGCAACUCUGUGGUUAUACAGAAGCCGUUGUUUGAUGACCUUGUCAACAAAAUACAGGGUCUUCAAUUGUCCAUUGAGAUUAUGCAGAAUAUGUAGCUAUCAAUAUUAAUGUUCCUUCCUCCAACGCUCGAUCAUACUUUCUGCCCACCUAGUAUACAGCAGCUCUUCAACUUCGUCGCGAGGACGUUCUUUUUCGAGAUUUUUGGGUAUUAGUUUGUCCUUCAGCUGUUCGUUAUCUGUCGUCAUUAUUUUCUUCAUCACCAGCUUGAAAUAUUUACAAAACACUUCUCGGUACUGUUGAUCCGGGCUGAGCGCGAUUGACUCCAUCAUGGUCUUUUGAAAAAGAACUAGCUGGUCGUACUGCGAGGUCGAGAGGUUAUGUUUUUCGUUUAUCUUGUUGAACGACUGAUUCAGUAUGCGAUUAAGAGUCUUUUUCAGCUCCUGGUCCCCAUUCUCAUCGGAGGUGCGUUUCAUCGGCGACAAUGGAACCUUUCGGGAUGGCGCCGGCUUCAAGGUACUUGAAGGUUCCUCUUUCAACGUGAUAUCGAAUAGAGGAGGUGUCUGUUCCUCCAGAGUAGGUGUAUAGUAGCGUUUCUCGGUGUUGCCUGUUUCAAGAUCCCAUUCGUGCUUGCGCUUGAUCAGCUUAACUAUCUCCGAGCGAUCGACCUUGGCGCCAGCAAGCACAAACGGAUGUUUAAGGAGUUCUUUGGCCGACGGCCUCUGCUUUGACUCUUUAUUCAGGCAAACUUUCACAAAAUCCCUGAACUCCUUACUGAAACUCGAGUCCAGCUCGGGAGCAGGGUCCUCGGCGAUUCUAAAGAGCACGUCGAACGGAUGGUACUGAGAAAGAGGAGGCUUGCCGUAUGCUAGUUCAAUUGCUGUAAUACCCAGUGACCAAAUAUCUGCAGAAUAUGUGUAUGGCUGGUGAAGAAUAAUUUCAGGGGCCAUCCAGUAGGGCGUCCCGACAAAAGUGUUUCUUUUGGACAUGUUGUUGGACAACUGGGUGGCGACUCCAAAAUCUGCAAUUUUCACGUCCCCUUCAAAGCUCAAUAACACGUUGGCAGCCUUGAAGUCCCGGUGGAUCUUGCCAUUUUCGUGUAAAUACACAAGAGCAUGUAGCAGCUCAUGCAAGAUGUAGCUAAUAGCCUUCUCUCCAAAUGGCCCGGAAACGAGCAACUCUGAGCAGGAUCCACCACCCAAAAACUCCAUAAUAAUCCACAGCUUGUAUCCUUUAAGGAAACAGCCGUAGUAUCGAGUGAUGUUCGCAUGCUGGCACGUAGACAGAAUCUUGAUUUCCUGCUGGAUCUCGUUCAGUUCAUCUGCACUUUCCAAAUCCACCUGCUUGACAGCCACCAUUUUCCUGGAGUCUUUGUCAAAAGCACGGUAAACCACGCCGAACGCUCCGCGGCCCAAUUCCUCGUACACCUCAAACUGCUCGGGAGACAUAAAAAAAAAUUAAUCAGAUUAAUUUAUCAAAUUAUUUUAUCAUGUUCUCUAGAGUGCUGGGGCCACGAGGAAUUCGCUGGUUUGGUAGCUUCCGACCUCUUCGCAACAUUGACAGCUUUGUUUUGCAGCGCACGAACACAGUUCUUUUUAAAUGCAUAGUCUUUGACUCGAACGGAAAAUUCAAAAAGAUCGCAUCUGAUGUCAAAAAAGCACAGCUGAUUUUGAAGCAUGACUUACUGCCCCGUGACCUUCGCAAAAUUGACAAGGGCUACGAUGACAUUGUUCCUUCCAUUUUAGUGCGAGAGAACUCGAUUCUGCUCACCAUCUUACAUAUCCGAGCGUUGAUCAAAGCAGAUUCUAUCGUGUUAUUUAAUUACGACGAGUCGUUUUCCAGUGAUCAACUGAUUUCAACACUCUCACAGAAACUGCAUAACCAAUCAGAUGAUUCGCUCCCGUACGAAAUUCGUGCCUUGGAAGCCAUAUUCAUGAACGUGAUCGAUAACCUCAAUUCCGAAAUGAAAGUGCACGUCACCGUGGUAAAUGGCAUACUAAAGGAACUCGAAAGCGACGUUGACAUGACGAAACUAAAGUAUCUGUUACUGGUCUCCAAGAAAUUGCAACAGUUCCAGCAGAAAGCCACUUUGAUCAGAGACCUCAUCGACGAAAUGCUCGCCCACGACGACGAGCUAGUGGAACUCUAUCUCACAGAUAAAAAAAUCGGCCACAAGCGGAUGGGGCGCGAACACGAAGAGGUGGAAAUGCUGCUCGAAUCAUACUCUCUGCAUUGCGACGCUAUUGUGCAGACAGUGGAGUCCUCCAUAAGCAACGUGCGAACUACAGAGGAAAUCAUCAAUAUAAUCCUCGAUUCCAAUCGAAACCAGCUCAUGCUGCUUGGUUUGCGGUUCAGUAUUUGUCUGCUGAGCUUUGGCAGCCUGCUUUUCAUUGCUGGUGUCUACGGCAUGAAUUUAGAAAACAUUGUCGAAGAAAAAGACUACUGGUUUGUCAUUAUAUCCACCGCAUCGUUGUUAAUUAGCGCAGUGAUUUUCAGAAAAUGUACAAAACGCUUGAACCAGCUGAAGCGGAUCCAAAUGUCUAAAUAAGCACCAUUCGGUACUGCUUGCGUUUCAUCUUUUCGCUGACGGAUCUGCCCCUCCCUCCUUUUUCUUGUCAAUUAAAUAGUCCUUAACUGCGCUAAGACUAGUUUUUUCUGUCUGUGCGUAAAGGCUGCUGCUAGUUCUGUCCGGUGGGUUUCUUUUGUACCGAUGUUGGCCGCCGUUUGCAUGGGGACCAUCUCCCCAAUGGCCCCUGGUGUCUCGAUAAUCCUGGUUCUGCCAAGGUCGACCUCCGUGGAAUUCGCGGGGCCUUCUAUAUUCUCUAUAGUCUCCUGACUCCCGUGAAUAGUCGCGGCCCCAAUCGCGGCCCCAGUCGCGAUUCCAAUCUCUGUUACCUCCCCAGCCACGUCGUUCACCUCUCCAGCGAUUGUCGUGGGCAAGAUCUCUUCUCUUGCGAGGAGUUUCGUAGUCCGCGCCAUAGUGAGAGUGGUCCAGUGACUUAUUAGGCGGUCUUCCCGAUCCAACGGACUCAUUUGCACGCUUCUUCUCUUCCUUGUAUCUUUUGAUGUCCUGUUCGUGGCUUUCCUCGAAUUUGGGCAACUCUUCGGGAAGACAAGCCACCGGCUCCAUUUUGAAGAAAUCCGACUCCAAUGCCUUGGCAGCAUUAAACCGCUUGCGUGGGUCCAGCGUCAGCAAUCCUGAGAGCAGACGCACUGCUGCUGGCGUCAUAAUCGCCCCAAACUCGCUUUCGAGGGUGCGUGGGUAGUCCACAUGUAAAUUGACGCCAUUUCUAUUGAUCACAUCUGCGUUCGGAAAGUUCUCCGGCGUGGGACUUCCUAAAAGCCUGAAUAUCAUGUCUGCCUGGUCCAAGUCACUCUUUCCUUCUAGAAUGGGCUUUUUCUUGUACAUUUCCCCAAGGACACAUCCGAUUCCCCACAUAUCGACUGCCGUUGUGUAUUUACGUUCUCCCAGCAGCAGUUCGGGGGGUCGAUACCAGCGUGUCACCACUAGCCCCGUGUACUCGACCAGACCGCCGCCAGCACCGGCGGCCGCAUCCACUGGAGCCGGCCCGUGGUAGCCCCUUGCAAGUCCAAAGUCGGCAAUUUUCACCACGCCAAAGAAGUCGAGCAGGAUGUUGGCUGUCUUUAUGUCCCUGUGAAGAUAAUGCUGGUUGUGAAUGUAAUCUAUCCCGUGCAAGAUCUGUUUCAUAAUACAUUUUAUUUGCGGAUUUGUGAGUCUGACCCGUGGGUUGUUGAGUAACCCAUUCAGGUCCGAGCUGAUGUAUGGUGUGACUGUGUAGAAAAAGCCAGGCUUCUUCGUAUCUUCGGAGUUCUCAUGAAUCAUAUCUAUCAGCUGCAGCACGUUCACGUGUCUAAACUGUUUCAUGAUUGUGAUUUCGCGAAAUGCCGUGAUGGGGAACCCGUCCUUGGAGUCAUGGACAAUAAGUUUUUU
This is a messenger RNA of Ogataea polymorpha, 5063 nucleotides long. RefSeq lists its product as uncharacterized. NCBI's taxonomy places the organism in Eukaryota, Fungi, Ascomycota, Pichiomycetes, Pichiales, Pichiaceae. The record is from RefSeq and is a predicted model, not a curated record. Bases 2601 to 3659 code for a protein of 352 amino acids. Gene Ontology annotation, cellular component: mitochondrial inner membrane. The transcript is spliced from 2 exons. Gene Ontology annotation, molecular function: magnesium ion transmembrane transporter activity. Gene Ontology annotation, biological process: mitochondrial magnesium ion transmembrane transport.